AUGAAAACUGAAGGAAAUGCUGAUGAAAACCAGUAUCUGAUGCAAAGAAUACGUGUUUUGAGAUUAUUCAAGCAGAUAUUACGAACUGGCAGAACUUGGGAAGCCAAAGAAGCUGAAAAGACAUCAGAACAGAAGGUUUAUAUCCGAAACGAGGCCUUCAAACGGUUCAGGGAGAACAAAAACGUUAGUUCUUAAAGUUUUAAAUAUAGUAUAGCUUUGAAAUUAGUUAAUGAUUGUUUUCAAGGUUUUGAAUGUUGUUUUAGACAUAAUUUUAUAGGUUUUAAUGAUAUUUGAACUUGAUUAACAAGGAUAAUAUAAUUUUAGGUGUCGAACAGCGAAGAGAUUGAAAAACUGAUUGAAGAAGGCGAAAAACGGCUUGAAAUAGGGAAACAUUACAAGCUGCCAUACGAACGACCAGCUUAUCUUCAUCCAGGAGCUUCUUUCGGUAAGAUUUGACUUGAGUUUUCUAAAUUUAUAUCCAAGUAUGUUAUAAUUAGAUGAAUUAAUGAAAACAAGUCUAAAAUGAAGGCUAAACUUUAUCUUAUCUGACUGCCAAGGAUGUAAACGAUCUUGUUUCAGAUGUGCAUGUGCAAAACAAACAGUUUAGAAUCCGUUCUGGCGCCGCUUCGAAGCUUCCAUUCGGCGGAGGGAAGCGAAAGUGAUUCUUCGCUAAAACACCUUCUGAAUCUUUAUUUUUCAUGUUCUCCGGCUAUUUUUGAGCAAGAUUUGAGUCCGUUUAUCUCUCUACCAGUCGAUGAUUUGGAUGUUUUGUUUGGAAACUACGAAAUUCGACAAAAAUUCCCAUUGAAAGCGUCGUUUGAACGAAGAUUCUUGAAGUUAUUGAGUGAUAAGGUGGGUUUUUAUACUUUUUUUUGUGAUUUUUAGGUCAUUGUCAAUCUUCUUGACGUUUUGUGAGUGUAACAAACGGCAGAAACUUUGAAAAACGUCUAAAAAUGCGAUGUAUAUUGAGAAAGGUAUAGGAAAAGCAGGAAAAAUGGUUAUGACAUGCUUUUGGUCAUAACUUUUUUUAGAGAAAAGGAAGCGACUAGUAAUUUACCGUGGUUAAAGGUUAUAGUUUUGGUUAACUAUUGUAACAAAAAUCUUUUUUUAAUUUAGUUUUCUUUUCCAGUUAUGAUAGAUUCAAAUUGGCAUACUUUCUUUUAUUUUCUUCUUUCUCAAAGCAAAUAUUUGGGGUUAGGGGCACAGAUUAUUUGAACAACCUAAUGAACUCUUUAAAACUCAAAAAAGGCGAAGAAAUUGUCAUGUUUCUUAAAAUAACUUAAUAUUUCAGCUAGCCAAGCACAAUGUCUACUCGGAUGGAGUGUUUGCCGCAUUAGCUGGAGCCAUGCAAAAUACGUUCGAAACGUUUCAUCGUAUGUUUCUACAUCCGAAACUACAAAGUCCGUUGAUUAUUGAGGAGAAGAAUCAGGCUAUCAGUCAAGGAACUACUGGGUUGAGCACUUGGGGCGUGAGUUUUUUAAUUUUUGUUUGGAAUUUAGGCUUAGGGGUGUAUUUGGAAGGUUUUUACAAGAAUAAUACUUGCUUCUAUACUAAUUAUCAAAGAGAAUACUUUUCAUUUUCAAUUUUUAUAAUUUUAUUAAUUAUGACCUUACAGGCCGCUUACCUCUUAUCCAACUACCUCAUCCAAACUUCCGAAGUCACUUCAAACCUUAACAAAGAUCACCCACUAAAAGUGCUUGAACUAGGUGCAGGAUGUGGACUAGCUGGACUCAGUUUGGCCAAGGCUUUUAUGUCCAUUCAGCUAACAACGACUGAUUGUGAUAUGAAUGUGUUAGUUCAGUUAAGGAAGAAUGUUUUAUUGAACUUUGGAGAAGAACAACGGGUUAAAGUGGCAGAACUGGACUGGUUUAAAAGUGAAAAAAAUGAGGUUUUAAAAGAGGAAUUUGAUGUUGUUAUUGCCGCUGGUGAGUUGGAAUUUUAGAAAUAUUUAAAAAUUUGAAACGUUUAGAAAAAUAUGCUUUUUUAAAACUUUUAAAACUAUUAAAAGUGAUAUUAAAGCGGGCUCUAAAAAGUACAAUAUUAAGACCACAAAAAGUCUUGACGCUUUUUCUUUUGCAAAACAUAACAAAUUGACGUCAAAACUUAUGUGUCGCUAAUAUAACGAUGUAACAAGGCUUGUCGUUUCACUUUGAACUUUUUCAGAUGUAAUAUACGACCCAGAAAUCCUGGAAGCCUUCUUAAAUACAGUAACUCUGAUUUUGAAACGAAAUUCAAAUUCUCGAGCAAUUGUAGCCUUCAAGGAACGGAAUCCGGACACACUUCAGAUGUUCAUGGAACGUUUAGGUAGGCUUUUUGAAAGUUAAAAGGGAAAAAAUUUUAAAAAAUUGAAAAAAGUGGCCAGAAAUUUGAAAAAUAAUCAAAAUUGUUAGUGUAAUAUCAGUAGCUAUCUUAAAACAGUGAAAAAAAAGAGAAAAAUUUGCGAAAUAGUCCUCAAAUUUUUAAUUUUUGUGAAAUAGUCCUCAAAGUUUUAAGAUUUGUGAAAAGGACCUCAAACUUUUUAAAUUUGUGAAAAAGUCUAUAAAAUUUCAAAAUUUGUGAAAAGGUUCUUAAAGUUUUGAAAUAUGUCAAAAAAGUCCUCGAAAUGUCGAAAAAAUUGAAAAAUAUGCUUGUAGACUCUUCGACCCUCGAAAUUGAAUUGUUUGUUGAAACGAAAGCUGAAACCCCAUUUUCGACCGUUUUAAACUACAAAGAUGGUACUUCUGUGGCCAUUGACAAUGUCAUACCUCCCGACUCUUGUCUGGACAACUUUAGGAUUUUAAAAUUAAAAAUAAAUUGA
Molecule: messenger RNA, 2797 nt
Organism: Bursaphelenchus okinawaensis
Lineage: Eukaryota; Metazoa; Nematoda; Chromadorea; Rhabditida; Aphelenchoididae
Source: the annotation of a GenBank genome assembly